Messenger RNA from Paramecium sonneborni, 738 nucleotides. The record is from the annotation of a GenBank genome assembly. Lineage: Eukaryota; Ciliophora; Oligohymenophorea; Peniculida; Parameciidae.
AUGAUAUCCUUAACACAUAUUCAGGAAAAAAAUCUCAAAUAAAAAGCAUCAAGAUAAUUCUUCCAACAAUCAAUUAGAGCUAUUCUCAAAAUGGAUGCCAUCAAAUUUAUCAAAUAAUUAAAAGUAGAUAUUUAAGGAUUUAUAGAUAUUUUAGUCCUUUAUUGAUAAUUCAGAGGUUUAAGCUACUUUACAUCACGAAAAUAUUUUAAGCAUUAAAAAAGGUUUAUCUUUAUUUAUAUUAAAAUGAGAAACAAGAUGUUAUACGCUGCUGUGUAUUUAAAUUCUUGGAAUAAUGUAAGGCAUUUAUUAAGAAUUAAGUUUUGAAAGUCUUGAUGGUAAUUAUAAGUAUUUAUUUUAUUUUAACAAGAAUUUAAUUGCAAAAUGGGUACAAUCUUCAAAAUUAAAAGUAGAGAUGUUAGAUUUCAUCUAUCAAUAAAGAUAUUUAAUAUAGAAAAUCAAUAUCAUUUAAUUUAAACUUUAGUACUGUUUUCAGAAAUUAUUAAUUUGAUUUCUUAACUAAUAUAAAAUAAUAAAACAAUAUUGGGUAUGUAUUAUAAGAGAGGAAGAUUAUAGAAAAAGUCUCCAAAGUUUUUAAAAAUAUUUAAUAAGAAUUAAGAAUUAAAAUUAUAUAGAGAUAGACUCUUUUUAGAGACUUUUAGUCAUAUAACAGUAAAUUCUACUUUAAAGAUACUUUUAUCACUAAGGAAGCAAUAAAGAUUUAGAGGUGUUCCAAAUUGA